AUCUUUAUUAUCCUUAAAUUAUUAGAUAUGUUCAGUUAUAUUCCACUUGACCCAUCAUUAACUGUUGGCUCCAAAAUUGGAGAGGAUACAAAUGAUAUUGAAAUGAUGGAGGCAAAUAUGAUAAUUGUGAGGAAAAGUGAUUUUACUAGGCAAUUGCUUAAAUGGUUCGUUAAUAUUCUGAGUAAACUUUCAUUCUUUUAA
Messenger RNA from Meloidogyne enterolobii, 201 nucleotides. NCBI's taxonomy places the organism in Eukaryota, Metazoa, Nematoda, Chromadorea, Rhabditida, Meloidogynidae. The record is from the annotation of a GenBank genome assembly.